UUCCAUUGCCCACGCCUGAGAGGAGCGGCAAAUACCAGCAGGUCGGUCUUUACCCGGCCGUCUAUCGGAGUCUCUCGCCUUGGAGCGCGGAGUAUGUCUCUUCCCCACGACCCCUCAGACUCUUCGUUCCGGUCAUGUUUCGGUGGACCCUUCAAUCCAUAAAAUCAGAGGUUGUGCCGCCGGGCCAGCGAGAACGGACAGGCCAUUCGCUGCAAACCUUCCGGCCGGUCCUGUGUCGAGCCAGGCAAGGGAUGAGAAGAUGCACCGAAUUGGCCCAAGGAAUCCUGGGCAGGACCAUUGUCGAAAACGGAACAAAGCGCUGCAGCAAGAUGCAGCAGGUCCGACGCAGACGCGGGUCACAGGUUGCAGUGGUGUGCAACUGGGCCAGUCUGCGACUCUCCGCCAAGGUCCAAGGUCAACAUUCCGCCAAGAUCGCAAGAGAGCCACCGGACGGAAAGGAAAAGCGGGGGUUGGGUCCUCCAGGAAGCGUGCAAGAUCUUCCUGCGUCUCCGCCAGAGGCCUCCGCUUCAAAGGUCACUCCUCUCUCGGGCACGCCGUCUCCUCCAAAGGCCAAGACUUCUGCCCAGCACUGUGGCACUCUUCCCAAUAUCUCCACGCAUUCCAUACGGAUACAUCGAGCCAGAGUGCCAGGCUCUCUCUUUCUCUGGGCGUUUGAGCCAAGCUCUGCUGGUCUUGUCCUCCGAUGGGCCCCUUCUGGCCACCGUCUUGACCGUCUUGUCGUUCCGUCUCGCUACCUCGAAAGGCUCCAGGUGCUCGAUAUCGGGGCCCCAUGCCCUCCCCUGACUCGGGCCUCCGAGUACCCCCCCACGGCUCCGGUCGACGUUCAAAUGAGGCCGGCCCUGUCAGCAGUUUCACAGGCACAAGCUCGCGCUUCCUGAUCAUAGGCACCUGCCGAUCUAACGGGCCUGGGCAUGGCACCCAACGGCAUCCCGACUUCGCUAGCGAAGCUGCCAUGAUGAUAGCUUUGGCGGAACACCCAAUCUUAUUUCCCACAAUCCGCCCGUCGAAUUUACCGCCUCCGUACGGAGUAGUCGGUUCGGAGCACGUCCCCCUGCCACAAUGACGAAAUGGUUCAUUUCUGGCCCGUUAUCCAAGCAGAGCCAACAGCGACCGCAAGCAGGCCAGCAAGCUUAGGCUUCAAGCUCCCUGCGGCCGGCGAGAAAGAAGUCAUCAAA
Colletotrichum phormii is the source of this 1196-nucleotide messenger RNA. RefSeq lists its product as uncharacterized. The record is from RefSeq and is a predicted model, not a curated record. The transcript has a single exon. Bases 135 to 899 code for a protein of 254 amino acids. NCBI's taxonomy places the organism in Eukaryota, Fungi, Ascomycota, Sordariomycetes, Glomerellales, Glomerellaceae.